GCGUGUGACUGCGCGUCCGACGGCAGCUGGGAGUCCGAGAUCACCUUCUCCUCGUACCUUGAGGAUGAGUGCAACGGCGCCGCUCAUGGCGCAGUCUCGGACGAGCCGUCCACGCGAAUUCACGACUUUCCUUACUUGAACCCGACGCGUGCCGCCAGUGAGCUGGGCAGUCUCUGUGGAGCUCCAGUUCGUGUUGUGGGACGCCGUCUAGCUGACCUCAGUACUUCUUCGCCCGCGUCGAGCGGGGCACUUGGCAAUUUUGAUGCGAAAUCGUACGAUGAUAUCCUCUCACCACUGACCGCAGGGAACGGACGGCGUGACCUGCUGCCGUUGCCCUGCGUCGAUCUGACGAUCGAGGAGUUGAGCAUGAACGGCGUGGUGUUCGGCGAAUCGGAGCCAGUCGAUCCCUCCUUCGAGGACGACCUGAACGGCUGGCUGAAGCUCACUGUCCUGAGCCUGAACUUCCAGUACGCGCUGGGGGGCAAGCAUCCUGGUCUCAAGAUGGCCCCCUGGAAGGUAAGGCACGGGCCCGCCAGCGCGGUGCAGCUGAAGGCCCUGAGGUUGCUGGCCAGGAGUGUGGGCACGUUCCUAUGCCAGUACGAGGGCUCCGUGGCGAACCUCGACUGGACCCAGGAGCUGAAGUCGUCGGCAGUGAGCUACACGGGCAUGGAGGUGUACCCAGCCGAGCAGCUAGACCGCGAGCGCCUCUUGCUCGCCCUGCCGGCGAAGGAGGCUUGCGGCUCGGUAUUGGCGACCGAGGUGAGCGAAGGCUGGAUCAGGAGCGUGCUGGAGCACCCGGAGUGGGUGAUGAAGAGCCCCGCGGAGCUGGGCGAGAUGCCCAAGACCCCGCGCGUCUGGGCCGAGGAUGACGAGUGGGAGCUCAUCGCGGCCGAGCUCGUGAACAGGGGCAUCCUCGUCCCGAUCGAGGCCGACGAGAUCGUGAAGGUCAAGGGCCGUCGCGUGCUGGGCGGCCUCUUUGGUGUACGAAAGUCGGGACACGUCAAAGGCUCGGGGCCGCAGCGGCUAGUGAUGAACAUCAUCCCGAGCAACUGGUUGCAGGAGACGGUCCAGGGGGACAUGGGUCUCCUCCCGACGACAGACAAGUGGAAGAGCAUCAUCCUGAGGAGCGGCGAGGUGAUGAUGAGCUCGUCGGAGGACCUCAAGUGCUGCUUCUACGUGUACCGGUUGCCCGCGGUGUGGCACAAAUACAUGGCGCUCUCCAAGAAGGUGAGCAGGUCCUGCCUCGGUCUUGACGGGACCGGCGAGGUGCACGUGGCCGCGGCCGUGAUCCCAAUGGGCUGGGUGUCGGCGACAGGCAUCAUCCAGCACAUCCACCGGUGGCUGCUUCGUGAGUGGCUGGAGGGAGUGCCUCCGCUGCCUGAGGACCGUGAAUUGCGGCGCGACCUUCCUCUGCCUCCACAUCGUGAGAGAGGCUCGGUGGUCUCUCAGGGCGAGGCGAGGCUGCCGGUGCGAGGCGAGCUGGGCCGAUCCUACAGCGACGAGCGCCCACAGGUGUACAUCGGUCGCACAGGGCAGCGGCAUGGCUUCUCCCCAUCCAAGUGGGCGAACCCCUUCAAGGUGUCAAAGAUGAUGCCGAGGAGCGAGGCCAUCGCGAAUUACGAGAGCCACCUGCGCGACACGCCCGAUCUGCUGGCCUGCUUGCCCGAGCUCUCGGGCUGUCGCCUCCUGUGCCACUGCAGGCGAGGGCAGCGCUGCCACGGGGACGUGCUGGUCAAGAUGUGGGCGGAGACGGUGCCGAAGGCGACGAGAGGAGAUGACGCGCUCAUACCGGAGGGUGCUGGUACGGCCUGCUGGGUGGUGUGGCAGGUGUACAUCGACAACCUUGACGUGCUGGAGGUUACCGACGAGGUCUCCGCGGCGGCGCUGAAGGCACAGGGCCCCCCCGAGGUGGUGCAGCUGGCUUGCGAGAGGUACGCGCAGCGGGGGGUGCCCAGGAGCGAGGAUAAGGCAGUGUGCCGUGAGCCUGUCAGUCAAGUUUUGGGUGAGCUCAUUGACGGCACGAGGGGCGUGAUCAGCCCGCCCCUGGAGUUCGUGUACCGUCUGCUGGGCCUCACCUUCGCCACGCUGGAUCGGAAUGUGCUGACUCAGACUUGGCUGCAGGUGGUGGCGGGCCGCUGGGUGCGAGCGAUGAUGUUCAGGCGUGAGACGAUGUCCGUGUUCGACGACCUGUGGCGUGCCGUGGUGCGCUGGAGAGGCGAGCGCAGGCUGCCCGCUCCCGUUCAGAGGGAGCUGCUGCUGGCCGUGGGGCUCCUGCCGCUCAUGAGGUGCGACCUCAGGACGCCCGUGAGCGGGCUCGUGACCGUGUCCGACGCCAGCAUGCGCAAGGGGGCGCCAGGUGGGCGGCUGCAGGACGAGGGCGUGCUGCUGUCGCUCUUCGACGGGAUCGGAGGUGGAAGACGGGCCCUCGACGUGCUGGGGCUGAGCGUGGCCGUGUAUGCUGCGUCGGAGACGGACCCAGAGGCCUGCCGCGUGGUGAAGUACACGUGGCCGGACGUGGUGGAGCUGGGCGACGUCACGAAGCUGAGCGCGCAGGACAUCGCCAAGAUCCGAGACAGGGCCCCUCAUGUGCGCUGGGUCCUCCUGUUUGCUGGAGCUCCCUGCGUGGACCUCACCAGGCUGAGCGUCGACAGGCGAGGGCUGUCAGGAGCGAGGUCGGGCCUUUUCUACGAGAUCAAGCGGGUGAAGUCGCUGGUGAAGGAGGUGUUCCCCGUGGAGGUCGAGGUGUUCGACUUGAUCGAGAAUGUGUCCUCCAUGACGGCCGAGGAUCGCGACACGAUGUCAGAGCACAUGGGGCUGGCCCCGGUGAUGAUCGAUGCCGCCGACAUCUCACACGUUCGCCGAGAGAGGCUCUACUGGUGUGACACCGACCUCAUGACGCCGUGGCAGGGCGAAGUCUGUGUGAAAAGUGAGGUGGUGAAAGUGACGAUCCCUGGAGGUCCAGGCCCGCUGGGCCGCUGGCUGCGCCCUGGGCGAGAGUGGUCAGGAGCCGAGGUUCCUGAGCAGCGUCUGCCCACCUUCGUGAGGUGCAUCCCGCGCGGGCGUGCCGGCGACAAGCCAAAGGGCCUGCACCAGUGCAGCGAGGCCGAGCUGGAGCGUUGGCGGAGGCACGACUUCUGCGAUGCGCCGUACCAGUUUCGAGAUCCUCACUGUCUGCGAUGGCAAGGAGGUGCGCUGGAGCCUGCGGAUUCCUUUGAGAGAGAGAUGUUGAUGGACUUCCCACCUGGGCACACGGCGACAGCGCGGGCCACGCGGUUCCGCAAGCUGGCUGAGCUCGAGGUGGUACGUUGCGCCCUGCUGGGCAACUCGUUCCAGUGCGGCGUGGUGGCAUGGAUAGUGGCGCACUGGGCUCACCGACACGGCUACCUGGACUCGGUCCCCACGAUGGCGGAGGCGCGGGCGGUCGGAGGCGCCUUCGACGCUGCCGAGGGCCUGGCGCAGGUAGCCAAGGAGGGCGACGACAGCGGGGUGGUGAUCAGGGACCGUGGCCUUGAAGAGGCCGAGGCGCAGGCGGACCCGAGCAUCCAGAUCGUGGAGGAGCUGAUCCGGCGAGCUGAGGUGAGGGGCUUGGACGUGCGCCUCGACACGCUGGAGGUCAUGCGCCCUGACUUGUGGCCACGCCGCCCGAUCAGCGUGAGCCGCUGGACGUGGAAGACAGUGCUGGUCUGGAAGUGGAGGUGGAAGAGCCACAUCACGGCGCUGGAAGUGCUGAGCACACUGGCAGGCCUUCGCUGGCGCUUCAGAGUGGGCCAUCACCUUGGCACGAGGUUCGCUCAUCUGAUGGAUUCGCAGGUUGGACUUGGUGUGAUAUCGCGGGGGCGCUCCUCCUCGCAUCUGCUCAACGCAGCCGUCAAGAGGAUCUCAGCUCUGGUCCUGGCGGCGUCGGCAAGACCGAUCUACGGGUACACCGAGACCGACAAGAACCCAGCCGACGACCCUUCGAGGGAAGGCGGCAUGUCAGGUGACAGCAAUGCCAAGGAAGCUGCCCAUGGUAUCGACGUGGCCACUGACCUGGAGCAGCUCGACUUCCAAUUAUGUGAAUGGAUAGAGACGCUAUGGGCGCAUGGGAGGCCUGCUGGAGAUGCUGGGGCCACCUUGUCUGGCGUACAGUUUUUCUUGCGACGCAAGAGAGUCUUUCACAGUGCGUGGAACCUGCAGAAGGCUUGGCAACGGACUGAGAUGCCACAAAGAGCACCACCCAUGCCAGAAUAUGUGCUGAUGUCACUUGCCACGGUGGCUCGAUCCUGGAGUCGAAAUGACAUAGCGGUGCUGCUUGUGAUUGGCUACUCCGUAUUCUUGCGAACAAUGGAGCUUCUUACUCUCCGUAAGUGGCAGCUGCAGUUCAGCAACGACGGCCUCAGCCUUGUCAUAGCCCUGCCAGUGACCAAGGCAGGCAAGAGACGACACUGUGAGGAGUCCGUCACACUCCACGACGCCAGGAUUGUUCACUUCAUCAAAGUGCUCACUCAGCAUUUGCCGCCUGAGAGCUCGUUGCUGCAGGGCACCGUGCCCGAAUUUCGUGAUGUGUUCAAAGCUCUCUUGAGGUCAUUGAACCUCGAGCGGCACGGUUAUCAGAUAUAUUCUUUACGCCGUGGAGGUGCCACCACUCAUUACAGAAGGUUCGAGAACAUGGGCUUGACUUUGAUAGUGGGGAGAUGGCAAGACACAGCUGUGGCCAGACUGUACAUCAGUGACGGUGUGCAAACUUUGCUGCAGAACGAUUUCUUGCCUGCAGAAAUGGAACGAUUUCGUGUACUGGCGAGUGCUCUUAACUUUGAUGUGGGUUGA
This is a messenger RNA of Prorocentrum cordatum, 4806 nucleotides long. Lineage: Eukaryota; Dinophyceae; Prorocentrales; Prorocentraceae. The record is from the annotation of a GenBank genome assembly.